CGAGGCAUUUUCAAGAUGAUUGCGAAUAGUAUUUUUAUCUUGUUUUCCUUCGUUUGUAUAACCCUUUACUUAUAUGGUGUUUUACUAACAUUCAGUUCAGUAAAUCAUGGUAACAAUGACUGUAAAAUGACUUUUAUGUUUGAACAUCCCAAUUAUGUGAAAAUUGACUUUGAAGAGAAUGAAAGCUUUCCAAAGUAUAACUUAUACGCUUAUUCAGAAGGACAGUUGACUGAGAAUGCUAGAAAUUUAAUAUUUAAUGGAGCUCCUGUAUUGUUCAUACCUGGAAAUAGUGGAAGUUAUAAGCAAGCUAGAUCACUUGCAUCUGUUGCCUUACGUAAAGGAAUAGAUAACGACUGGUUCAGACAUUUAGAUUAUUUUACUGUUGAUUUAAAUGAAGAAUAUGCGGCGCUUUAUGGCGGCGUUCUACAUGAUCAAACUCAAUUUAUUGAGCAUUCAAUUAGCGCUAUUCUUAAACUUUACAAUCGUUUGCCAUUUCCACCAAAGAAAAUUGUGAUAGUUGCUCAUUCCAUUGCUGGAAAAAUUGCACAGAAGUUGUUGUCAUCUCCUGACACAGCUGAGCUCAUCAACACUGUCAUUACACUUGCAUCACCUAUGGAUAAGCCAGUUUUGAAUUUGGAUCAUCAUAUCGACUCAUUUUAUAAAUCUGUUGAAGGUUAUUGGAUUAAAAAUCGAUUUAUUGAUGAACCACUUAACAGCACUUGUGGAGUGAAACGACGGAAAAAGUUAAGCAACGAUCAAGAGAAGAGAAAAUUGGACGAAAAACUUUUAAUCACAAUUGGUGGUGGAAACAAAGAUUUACUCGUUCAUUCAGGAUUAACUGACUCGAAAUUCAGUGAUAUUCAUGCAAUGACCACAGCAAUAUCUAAAGUGUGGGUGGAAAGUGACCAUCUUUGUAUUGUUUGGUGUCUUCAACUCGUUCUGGUUGUCAAUCGAUUUCUCUAUAGCAUUAUUGCGCCUACACAAUACAAAGGACCAAUUUCAAAGGGACUCAGUUUUAUUGAGGAGAAAGAAGCUCGUUUAAGAAAGGCAGAACAAUAUUUUCUGGGCCUUCCACCAAUCCCCACAAACAAAGAAAAGACUCGUAAAAUUGAUUCACCAGAAAAAGCUGAAUGGCUUGAAGAUAAUCGACGAAUUUUUACACAUCAAUUUAAAAAUGGCAUCAAUCGAACAAGAAUACAAAUGAUUCGUCUUGUUGAUAACUUUUUAUAUCAUUCAGUUCGUGUUGAUGUCAUAAAUCGAGAAACAAAUGAAUGGAUUUAUGGUUGUGAAGCAAUUGAAACGACAUCAUCAUCAAGAUUUUGUUCGUAUGCGACUUUAUUACCGACAAAUAUUGUCAGAAAAAUUCCACCACAAUAUCCAGACCAUGAAAACUUUCUAUUGAAUCUUCAUGAAUUAAAAGCGAAGAAUCCUAAAUGGACGCACGUUCUCCUUCGCUUUGCACCAACACGUGAACCAUUUCAAUACACUGUUGACAUUCACAACCCAUCAGAUCGUCAAAUUAUGUUCACAAUGCCAAAAUGGUAUUCAUUUAGCACUUACAAGAUUCUCGACGAUACAUUGCUGGGUGCUUCUUAUUAUCAAUUCAAUGUUACUGACCUCGAUGAACAACAUCAAGCACUUGAAAUUAUUGUCACACCAAAGCAUUGUUCAAAGCACAUAACAGUCGGGAAGGUUUGCAUUCCUUGGAUAAGUGGCUUUGAUCGCUAUCAUCAAUUUGAAGAUAACAAAAACAUGAUUUUAUGGACACCAAAAACACGCCCAUUAAAUUAUAACACAACAAAUUAUCCAAUUCAAUUGGAAUUAUUUCUUGAUCCAACAUGUCGUUAUACGAUUGAAAUAAAACAAUCUUUUGGUCAAUUGUUGUCAAAAAUUGUUCAACAAUUCUCGCAUUGGUUACCAGCACAUCUUGUAGCGUUAAUUUGUUUAUCGAUUAAACAUCAAAUUGGAUUAACGCCAAGUGGAGAGAAAUUUAAAUGCGGUUCUUUAUAUAAAGCAUUGGGAACUUGCACUCCAUUCUUUGUCAUGACAGUGUCAAGAUUAUUUCUCAAGAUCAUCGUGUUGAUGAAGAUUUUGCCAAAGCCAGAAGUUUUGCCAACUUCUUUAACAGUUUCAAUAAUAAUUCAUGGAACGGCAUUAGCACUUCUCACGAUUCUUACAGGAUUGAUAUGGACCGGCAUAACAUUUUGUGCUUCAAUCGCUCACAAAAUUCUCUUCAAAAUUGUUCAUUUGCCAAUUCCGAUUCUCUCUGACACUUGCAUAUCAAUUAUUGAGAAAUUUCCAGCUUCAGUUGCUGCUUUGUUGAUUGCUUUGGCAUUUUCAUCAUGUGGUGGAAUUGCGUUGAUUGUUGGAUGUUUCGUUUAUUUUAUUUUGCUUUCUAAAAUGUACGAAGAUUAUUUGGAAAAUUUUGUGUUCAAUACAGCAAAACUCAUUGCAAUGAAACUUUUUGGACGUGUAAGAAAAUCACAAAAUUCUGAAGUGAUUGAAGAGCCAAAGAAAUCAGAAGAAGUUGAGAAGCCGAUCGUAACUUCUGAAGUUGAAUCAGAAGCUGAAGAUAAAGAGGAAGAAGAGAAGAUCAGCCAAUUACUUGAAGAGGCAAUGAAAAAGCAACGUGAAGAGAAAGCAAAACGUGAUAAGGAAUUAGCAUCAUCUCGAAUAGAAUAUGACAGCUUGACUGAAGGUUUAAGUGACAUCAACUUUCAUUUACCAAUUUUUUAUCUUCUCUUGAUGUCAGCGAUGUUUUCUCUGCCUUCAGUGGUGACAUGGGCACGUAAUUAUCAUUAUUCAAAGCAACUUUCUCCCGAUCCAAUGUUGAUACCAGCAACUUGCAUCUUAACAGCUCUUGGAUUUAUCUGGCAAAUGCCAACACCAAGAAAUUUAUAUUACUACAAAGCUGUUGGACAUUUUCUCUAUGUUACAGCUGUUGUUUCCGUUCUUUAUUGUCAAGACGCAAUUUUCAAGCUCAACUAUGUCAUCACUGCAGUCAUCGUAGUUAUUGCAAUUCAUCAAUUUUUAGCACCAAAGAAACAAAACGAUGAUGAAGAAGCGCCACCAGAUUUUUUUGACAAUCUUAAGACAAACUUCGAAAAAUUGAGGGAAGUCAAAGGAUUUGUUCAAAAAUAAAUGUUUAAACUUUAUAGACAAAAUUCGUUAAUGACAUUAAACUUUACUUCUUAAACGAUCUCAUUCUCAGCACGAAUGUUUGACAUGACCUAUGAACAAAACUCUACUUAGUUGCACAAAGAAAUAGAACAAAUUUAAUAAAAGUUUCUCUUUAAACGUUCUCCAUCACCAAAUCAAAAAA
Molecule: messenger RNA, 3322 nt
Organism: Clunio marinus
Lineage: Eukaryota; Metazoa; Arthropoda; Insecta; Diptera; Chironomidae
Source: the annotation of a GenBank genome assembly